CCGCUCGUUUACAUAUGCAAUAUAGUGACGAAAUAUGAGAAUAAAAAAUAAACGACAGUGUGGUCUCGUAUGUAGUACAAUUUUCCGGGCAUUAGUAAAUGGUAAAAUUAAAAGAUUAAUUUUAUUAUCAAUGAAUCUGCUCUCAUAAGAGUGUAGAUAUAAAAGACGAUGAAGACGUAUAUGAGCAUUUUAAAGAUUCUCAUAACGAUUUUUGUCUUCCUUGAUACACUUAAGGUAUCACGAUGUUGCAGAGAAACCGUUCAUUUUAUGGAGCCAGGUGACUGGAUAGAAAACGAUAAGUCAGGCUUAUGUAUUUAUUGCCAUAAUGCGAAGACAAAAUAUAUUAUACAUACUUGGAAAACUAUUGUGAUGAAUUUAAAAACAAAUUUAGAAACUUAUGAGCUUUACGAAGGUACAUCACCUCGUGAGGUUGUUGAGAAACAUGAAGAGAAUCAAAAAUAUUGGAGAUUUAGUCUGUUUGGUAAUAAGAAAAGUAAAGAAUUUAGAAUCAAUCCAUUUCAAGAUAGUUGUAUUGGUGUUUAUAUGAAUAAGCAACACAAUCAAUUUAAUUAUAGAAUGACUAUGACUCAGAAUAAUAUAGAUAUUUGGAAAUUAACAAUCAUGGUGUUAGGUAUGUUUUUAUUUUGGUUUGCUCAAAAACUGAGCCGAAAUACAUUGUUUUAUUAUACAAUUGAAAUUGCUAUUGGGGUUUCAUUGUCAGUAAUUAUUUUAAUCUAUUUACUUGGAAAAGUAUUGCCUAAGGGCAAAUUCAUGUAUUUAAUGAUGGCAACUGGCUACACAAUGAGUUUCUAUCUUGCUCAAAUACUGUGGGAAAAUAUUCAAUUAAUAGCAAUGCAAUAUCGAAAUUAUGUCAUUUAUUAUAUUCUUGUAACAACCUUUAUUAGUUUCAUAAUCUGUUAUCGAUUCGGAACGGUCACUAAUACAAGAACGAAAAAUAUUAUACAAUGGAUGCUUCAAAGUUUUGGUUUAGUAUUGGUAUAUCACAGCAGUUUCUUUAGAGAAGCAUCGAUAUCUAUAUGCGUUCUACUAGUCUUAUUUUAUAAUUUUCCAGUUGUCAUUAUUCAAAAUGGACGAAAAUAUUGGAAACAUAUGUUUCCGGAUCAACGUCGUCUUCUUACUGAUGAUGAGUACCGUAAGGAAGGUGUAGUCGAAACAAAAAAAGCAUUGAAGGGAUUACAACAUUACUGCCAUACUCCUGAAUCCAAUCCAUGGAGAACAGUUUUAAAACUAAAAGACCCAAUCAGGUUUGCUAAAUUUAUGGAAGGCGAAUGUCAUUUAUCAGAAAAUGAGUCAAUGGAACAUGAUGCAGAAUUGACUAAACUUAUCGAAGAAUGUGAAUAUACAGAUGAUGAAUUUGAUGAUUAAGAUUUGAUGUUAAUUUAUUACAAUCUUUUAAGAUUUUAAGAUUAUAUUUUUUUAUUCAAGGUUUUACU
Messenger RNA from Ceratosolen solmsi marchali, 1454 nucleotides. It is a transcript of the gene Nemp, whose product is annotated as Nuclear envelope integral membrane protein. Gene Ontology annotation, cellular component: nuclear envelope. Bases 169 to 1386 code for a protein of 405 amino acids. NCBI's taxonomy places the organism in Eukaryota, Metazoa, Arthropoda, Insecta, Hymenoptera, Agaonidae. The transcript has 8 exons. The record is from RefSeq and is a predicted model, not a curated record.